AUGUCCAUUAUUUACCCCAUUUUACCUGUGAUUAAGGAUUCAACUACAACGCCCAUUCGUAUUGUAUUUGAUGCAAGUGCCCGGAUGGACAAGCAGGCCCCUAGCCUGAAUGAUUGCUUAUACUCUGGCCCAUCCUUGACUAGUCAUUUAACCGACUUGUUGUUGAAAUUCCGUCUCGACCCAUUUGCGGUAUCGGCAGACAUCAGCAAAGCCUUCUUACGGGUAGGUCUCCAACCUAGGGAUCGUGAUUAUACACGUUUCAUUUGGCUAAAAGAUCUUAACAAUGAAAAGGACCUUCAAGCCUAUAGGUUUAGAUCAGUUCUCUUUGGAGCCACCUGCUCGCCUUUUUUACUCCAGUCAACCUUGCAACAUCACUUUGAAACCUACCCCACUUCACCUGAAGUUAGUUUCCUCAUGACCAAAUUUUAUGUGGACAACUUAAGUGGUUCCUUACCACAACAGUCAGUCUCUACAGCCUUUACAAGGUUGCAAAGGAAGUCCUGUCAGAUGCCGGAAUGCCUUUAA
This is a messenger RNA of Macrobrachium nipponense, 525 nucleotides long. RefSeq lists its product as uncharacterized. Bases 1 to 525 code for a protein of 174 amino acids. NCBI's taxonomy places the organism in Eukaryota, Metazoa, Arthropoda, Malacostraca, Decapoda, Palaemonidae. The record is from RefSeq and is a predicted model, not a curated record. The transcript has a single exon.